AUGUCCCGGCGAUAUCAGCGGGCGCAGGGGAAGAGAGUGAUCGACCACGGGAGGGAAUUCACGCUGCUGGUCGACGUCAGCUCGGCGGCGGAGAUCGACUCCUUCGCCGACCACGGCGACGUCGGCCCCGACGAUCGGUGCUACCGGCUCAAUCUGUGGGUCGACCCGGCGGAUCAGGUUUGGACCAGCACGGUCCGGACCUGGACCAGCCCGGUCUGGAGGCAGAGGCUCGAGAUCCCCGUCGUGGUCGGGUCGCUGAACUACGACGGGACGCUGAGCGUGGAGGUGGAGCGGGACGGGUGGGCCGAGUCGGUGCCCGACCCGGGGACGUCGCGCGGGAACGCCGUCGUCGGGAGGGCGAAGGUGAGGGUGCCGAAGCUGGGGGAGGAAAAAGGCGGGAGGUUCGGGCUCGUGAGGGCCGAAAGAGGGGAGUGUAGGGCGGAAGGGUUCGUGUUCUUGAACAUGAAGUUGGUGAAGAGGCAGAAUUGGGGAGGAGGAGGAGGAAGGUAUUAUGAUUGA
This is a messenger RNA of Linum tenue, 519 nucleotides long. The record is from the annotation of a GenBank genome assembly. NCBI's taxonomy places the organism in Eukaryota, Viridiplantae, Streptophyta, Magnoliopsida, Malpighiales, Linaceae.